UUUACAGAUAUUAAAAUGUCCCACAAAUCUUGUGUAGAAUUAAGCGAAAUCCGAAAAUUGGAUAAGAUAGUGCAACAGUGUGAGAUGUACAUGUCCAAUAACAAUAUCAACGAUGCCGCAAAAAAGCCGCCUUUGAAAGAGUUUAAAAGAAAUUGUGUAACAAAGUCUAAUAAAUUUGUUGAAAGAGAACUAUUUUCCCUCAUGUGCAACCUCAACAAAACUGAAAAGAAACAAGUUUUUGUUUCAGAUAUAUUGAUAAACGCCAGUAUGUUCGAUGACAAAAAGGAGAGUUUAUCAAGAUUCCCGAAAAAUGUGGCGGAGCACGGCACCCUCGUCUAUCAUAAAUUCCUACGGGCCAGUGACAGCAGCGUUUCCAUUGAUCUCAAAAUCAAAUCGAAAGCUGAAGGGAAAUACGAGCACAGUGAAAGGAAUAUAGCCGACUGCUACUUUUCGCCUCUGAUAUUACAAAUUAAUAAUAAAAAAGAAUGUUUGAAGAGAGUCAAAACUAUUAGAAGUGAACAUCAACUUGAACCAUCCAAUAUUACUUCGAGAGGUGAUAUUAAGUCGACACAAUCAAAAAGCUAUAUCAAUAAAAAAACGGUCAAAAAAUGUGUGAAAUGCGAUAAAAAGAAACUAUAUUUUCGGUAUCAGAGUUCAGAGAGAGAGUGCGAAUCGUUUUGCUCGUAUAAAAACAAUAAUGAUGUUUAUCGAAGUCAUAAGGGUAGUAGCAGCUCUUAUGAAUGCAUGCUUAAUAAUAUCAAGUACAACCGCCCGAUUGAGAAGUCGGUUGAGAACGGAUUGGGAGAGCACUUCGACGAUGUUUUGGACAAAGAAGCUCUGCUUGGAUCAAAGAGUGAACCCAAGAUGCAAGAACCCAUUGAGACGAUUAUUUCUUUACGCGGGAACAUAUUACAUGACCAAAAGCUGCAAAACAACAAGUACCAUAAAUGGACACUUUUGCACUACUCGCCAUUUAAAGCUGUAUGGGAUUGGAUUAUUUUAAUACUUGUUAUGUAUACUGCAAUAUUUACGCCAUAUGUUGCUGCAUUUCUGCUGGGUGAAAAAGAUUACCAAAGAAGAAAUAACAAAUAUAUAAACUCAGAUCCCAUUGUCAUAAUAGAUUUAAUCGUCGACGUUACAUUUAUCGUCGACAUUCUUAUUAACUUUCGAACUACUUUUGUGAACGGUCAGGAUGAAGUGGUAUCCCAUCCAGGACGUAUAGCCGUUCAUUAUUUGAGCGGAUGGUUCCUUAUUGAUUUGGUGGCAGCGGUUCCCUUCGACUUGCUUCUGGUUGGCGAUGAUGAGACCGAUGAGACUACUACCCUAAUCGGACUACUAAAAACUGCUCGACUCUUAAGAUUGGUUCGUGUUGCACGUAAAAUUGACCGGUAUUCGGAAUAUGGUGCCGCUGUACUUAUAUUGCUAAUGGCCACGUUUAUUUUGAUUGCCCAUUGGUUGGCCUGCAUAUGGUACGCAAUUGGAAACGCUGAAAAAUCAAUGGCUACGAAAAAUAUAGGCUGGUUGCAUUCCCUAUCUUUUGAUAUUCAAGAGCCUUAUUUUGAAAACAAAACUGGUGGACCUUCAAUAAAGUCACGCUAUAUUACAGCUUUGUACUUCACAUUUACGUCACUCACCUCUGUUGGAUUUGGAAAUGUUGCGCCUAACACGGAUGCCGAAAAAGCGUUCACAAUAUGUGUUAUGCUAGUUGGAUCUCUCAUGUAUGCCAGUAUUUUUGGAAACGUGUCAGCUAUAAUACAAAGACUUUACUCGGGAACUGCAAGGUACCAUACUCAAAUGUUGCGCGUUCGGGAAUUCGUGCGCUUUCACCAGAUUCCAAAUCCUCUGAGACAGAGACUGGAAGAAUAUUUUCAACAUGCGUGGACAUACACCAAUGGAAUUGACAUGAACUCGCUCUUGAAAGGCUUUCCAGAGUGUCUCCAAGCAGAUAUAUGUUUGCAUUUGAAUAGAAAGCUAUUGACAACGUGCCCAGCCUUUUCAAACGCUAGCCCAGGAUGCUUGAGAGCUUUCUCUCUUAAAUUCAAAACCACUCAUGCGCCACCAGGGGAUAUUUUAGUACACAGGGGAGAUGUACUUACCUCUUUGUUUUUUAUUGCACGAGGAUCGAUAGAAAUUCAAAGAAACAGUAACGCGAUCGUCGUCUUAGGAAAAAAUGACAUAUUUGGCGAGAACCCAUGCAUGUACCCAACGCUUGGUAAAUCUAAUGGUGUCGUUAGGGCGCUGACCUAUUGCGACAUUCAUAAGAUACACAGAGAUGAUUUGCUGGACGUUCUUGAUCUGUAUCCUGAAUUUCUUGAAAGUUUCGUUAACAACCUGGUCCUUACAUACAAUAUGAGAGAUGACGAUAAUUGCGGUGUCGACGUUAAACAUCGCUACUUGAGGGCAAGGAAUUCUGAUAAUAUGAGGAGCUCAAGUGAUAUACCUUCUAUAAGAAUAGUUGGAUUACGUUAUAAAAAUCAUAAAUUAAAUACUUCUGUCCAUAAAGUGAAAACGGAGAAUUCCCGAGAUCUUAAUAUAUUCAUUGAAAAUGAAAUCGCAAACUAUCAUUUAGAUCUAUUUGAAAAUAAUAAUUAAGCACAGAUACAAUUA
Drosophila persimilis is the source of this 2607-nucleotide messenger RNA. It is a transcript of the gene sei, whose product is annotated as potassium voltage-gated channel unc-103. Gene Ontology annotation, cellular component: membrane. The record is from RefSeq and is a predicted model, not a curated record. NCBI's taxonomy places the organism in Eukaryota, Metazoa, Arthropoda, Insecta, Diptera, Drosophilidae. The coding region runs from base 16 to 2592 and encodes 858 amino acids. The transcript has 12 exons. Gene Ontology annotation, biological process: potassium ion transmembrane transport; membrane repolarization during action potential. Gene Ontology annotation, molecular function: inward rectifier potassium channel activity.